UGUGCACAAACACAAAACUUCACUGCAUGUGCACCAGCAUCACACCCAGCAGAGUUAUUUCUCGAUUUUAAGCCAUAAUAUCAGAUGGCAUUGAUUCCACCAGGAAAGACUCCUAUCAGCUUUCUCCAGGAGAUAAGCACUAAAAGGGGGAUAACUCCGCAGUAUGACUUGUUGGCCAAUGAAGGAGCAGUUCAUGAGCCUGUGUUUAUAAUGAGGGUCACUGUCGGUGAUGUAAUUGCCACUGGUAAAGGAACAAGUAAGAAGAAGGCAAAGCAUGGCGCCGCCCUGGCAGCUCUCCAGCAGAUUCUAGGGCUUGGAGAGGGUCAGCCCACAGAACAGGUGCCCUCAGAGCCAGGGCAACAGUCUGGGAACAUGAUAGAUGUGGAUGAUGCUGGCAAUCCUGUGGGAGAACUACAGGAAUUCACUCAGAAGAAACUCAUCAAACCACCGGUCUAUGAGUUUGGCAAUGAGCAAGGUCCUCCCCACAACAGGGAGUUUGUGUGUACUGUCAAACUGGGAAAAUUUACAGAGAAAGGAACUGGAAGAUCCAAGAAGACAGCAAAGAGAGCAGCAGCAAGUGCCAUGUUGGUUCACAUCAAGAAUAUCACACAAGAUGGGGAUGACAACACAAAGAUUGAGGACUCGGAGGAGGAAGAUGAAAUUCCUUUGAAUGCAUCUGAGCUUCGUGCAUCUUACACUGCUUUGAAAGAAGGCAAGACCAAAGUACCCAUUCCAAGUCCCCAACAGAACAAGGAAAUCCAGCAGUUUUAUCAGAAAAUUAAAAAUAACAACAAAAUUAAAAACAGCAAACUGACAGCCCCCGCUACCAACUACUGCCAAAUGCUGCAAGAAAUAUCAGAGGUGCAGCGAUUCGAGGUUAGCUAUAUGGACAUAGCGGAAAUAAGUUCAAAAGGUCAGAGACAAUGCCUCGUUCAGUUAUCUACAAUGCCAGUGGCGGUCUGUCAUGGUACGGGUCAGACGGUGGACGAGGCACAUGCCCACGCGGCCCAUAAUGCAUUGCAAUACCUAAAACUAAUGACAAAGGUGUAAUAAUGGCUCCCAGGAGGUAUCAUAGCUUCACUGUGUUCACAUGGUUUCCAUGGUUACCCGCUGUCCCCAUCUUUAACAAUUUUUUCUUGCUUUAAUUUUCUCCUUGUUAAGAUUGUAAUUUUUAAAUGAUAUAAUCUUAUUCUUUAUACUAUUAUAAUUUUUUUAUGCCAAAGAUGUAUAAAUUUUUUGUAAAAUAAAAUUUUAAAUAAGGUGAUAAAUUCAUGUGAAAUUCAAAUUCAAGAUUUGAAACAUUAACUCGCAAUUUAUAUUUUAAGGCAUGUGAAGACAUUUUUAAUGAAUUAUUGCUACAUAGAAUUUUUGCCCAUGUAUGUUAUUUUUAUAAUUAAUGUAUUUGUAAAGGUUUGAGAUUUGGAUAGUGAGUUGAAUCAUGGAUUUUUGUGCCAUUGUACAUUUUGUGAAGUUAUUCUAUAGCCUGGGUGUAUUAUAUAUUAUUAAUAGACUUAUUAAUUAGUAAUGCAAUGGUUUUUAUUUACAUUUAAUUAUGGUACCUUAUCAUUAUAAAUUCAACUUUUAGGAUGAAAAAAAAUUAAAGUUAAAUCUUAUAUACUGUGUCUGUAUCAGUCUUAAAUUUGCACUUUUUUUAAAAAAUACUAUGAUGACCAAUUCUGAAAAAAAAAUUAAAAAAAAAAAAUCAUUAUUGUUGUAGAUUUAUAUGCAUUUACCCUAUUUGGACCUAAAGUAUUUUUUCUUUAUUAAGCUUGGCAUUUUUUCACUAUUGCCACUAUUGAAUGAUGCAGAUAUUUUAUACUUUGUUAUUUUAUUGUCGAACAGUAUAUAUUACAUAUAUUUAUGAGCAUCUCAUAUUUGUAUUGAAUGUAUUUGAAUUGGUAGAUGAAAGCAUUUUGUAUACUUUGAAUAGUGGAUUCAUUACAAAUAGCAUAAUACUCUGCAAAACAUAUCUUCUCCAGUUUUUAUGGAGUAUUACAGUUUUUAUUAAAUAUUGUGUGAAUGUUGUAGCUUUGAAAACAGUAUCAGCUCUAUUAUGAGCUGUUUAUUAAUUGUUUCAGUAAAUAAAAUAAAUAUAUUGACA
Saccostrea echinata is the source of this 2101-nucleotide messenger RNA. RefSeq names its product RISC-loading complex subunit tarbp2-like. Lineage: Eukaryota; Metazoa; Mollusca; Bivalvia; Ostreida; Ostreidae. The transcript has 7 exons. Bases 85 to 1050 code for a protein of 321 amino acids. The record is from RefSeq and is a predicted model, not a curated record.